AAUCAUGAAAAUGCAUGCAUGAGAAGGUUAUCAAAAAAAAAACAGAUGUGCGAGACGCAACCUCUCAUAUCCAUCUUGAAAUGCUAAUGUAUUUGUAUCUUAAUCAUCAUAUUUAUAGCUUGAGAAUGAGUUGGUGAGAAUUGUGUACAUGCAGAGAGCUUACAAGGAUAAUAUAGUUUGAAUGAAAACUGGAUCUUUUUUGCUUUUGAAACAAUUUUUGCUGAAUUGAUGGAGAUAUGAAUUCCUUUUGGGUUUCUUAGAUGGAGUUUCUGGAGUCUGGAAAAUCCAACUUUUAAGGUUUUGAUUGAAAGAGUUCCAAGGGAUUUAAAGAAGACGAUGGGUUGUGGGGUUCACUCGGAUUGGAGUCGCGAGGAAGAUAAGAUUUUCGAGAGGGCCCUUGCUGUCUACGACAAAGAAACUCCUGACCGAUGGCAGAAUGUGGCAACCAUGGUCGGAGGAAGAAGCAUUGACGAGAUCAAGAGGCACUAUGAUAUUCUUGUGGAGGAUCUCAUCUGCAUUGAAUCUGAUAAAGUCCCGCUCCCCAACUAUGUAAUGCCGGCAGAUCGGAGACCUGAACAAGUUCAGGAUAGCGGCCGGUGGACCGAGAAGGAACAAAGGCUCUUCUUGCGCUUGAGUAUGAAUUGAUGGAAUCUAGCUCUUUUGCUUGUUGCCUACAGGAAUUUUCUAUUUUCCUGCAUUGUGAUUGGUCUAUGUCAUCAUUGACGUUAUCAGCAUGGCUACAUUAAGAAUUUGGAUCCUCUUCUUGCAACAAACAAGAAGUUCCUGCAUCUGUUUGUAGCAAUCUGAUUGGGCCACAUCAUCACACAUUGCAUUUAAUGCAUCAAUGCAAUGUCAAUGAUGACGCAAUGACCAAAAUUAAUGUAGCAGUGCUGACAAUGUCAGUAAUGAUGUGGACCAAUCACGAUGUAGGAAAACAGAAAUUUUCUGUUUGUGACAAGCAAAGGAUUCAGAUUCGUUCAUUAAAUACAGUGGGUGAUAAUGUGGCCCAAUCACAUUGCAACAAAUAAGAAAUUUUGUUUGUGGCAAGCAUAAGUGAAUAGAGGUGAAUUGAUGAUACUUGGAGAGGUGAAUUGAUGAUAUGAUGACUGAACUGAUGAUAUGAGACUCGAAUUGAUGAUAAUACGACUGAUGGGAGAUGGAACUCAUCUUGCCAUAUAUUUUUUUAUAUAUAAUAUGAUACUAGUGUGAAUGAACAUGAUAUCCAGAGAGAGUGGCAUUGCACCCAUGUACAUCUUAGUUAGAGAAGGUUGUUCCAUAUUUCAGUAGUAAGUGGCUCUGGUCUCUGCCACUUUGGAUUCCCUUGGCCAUGUUGUAACCCAAGUGGGUUAAGCUCCAAAUUCAACUCUUUAGAUUUGAUGGUUAA
Magnolia sinica is the source of this 1384-nucleotide messenger RNA. Its product is annotated as protein RADIALIS-like 6. The record is from RefSeq and is a predicted model, not a curated record. Lineage: Eukaryota; Viridiplantae; Streptophyta; Magnoliopsida; Magnoliales; Magnoliaceae. The transcript has 3 exons. Bases 337 to 645 code for a protein of 102 amino acids. Gene Ontology annotation, molecular function: DNA-binding transcription factor activity.